Babjeviella inositovora NRRL Y-12698 is the source of this 1140-nucleotide messenger RNA. RefSeq lists its product as uncharacterized. Bases 12 to 1049 code for a protein of 345 amino acids. NCBI's taxonomy places the organism in Eukaryota, Fungi, Ascomycota, Pichiomycetes, Serinales. The transcript has a single exon. Gene Ontology annotation, biological process: regulation of cell cycle. Gene Ontology annotation, cellular component: nucleus. The record is from RefSeq and is a predicted model, not a curated record.
CCGCACACACAAUGUCAGAAGAACCAUUCACAGAAGAACAGUUGCGUGAGCUCCUCCAGACCUACAAAAACGGUCUCACAGUCUGGCAGACCGCAAUCUCGAACCCCGCCGCAAUUGCGGAGAUCAAGGCCGCACAAGUACCGGAUCCCAUCGCUGAGCUUGUGAAACUCUCAAAAAUCAUGCAUGCGUUGGCGACGAAGACCGGAAUCGUGUUCAAGCCCGGUCCCGUGCCCGUAAACGCGGCGUACAAGCAGGUGCGUGAGGCAUCGGAGAAAAUUGUGUUGUACGUGACGCUUGUGGCGCAGCUCGACGCGGCGACGUACUCAGACAUCUUCGUGAAGGAGGCGGUGCACCGUGUGAAGCAAGUGUUGCACUCGAAUGAAAAGUUAGUGGUGCACUUGGAGGGGAUGGACCUUGCGGCGGCACCAUCGAGGGAGGUUUCAGCCGAGGAGGAGGCACAGGACGUGCGUUUAAUCACCGUGGGGCUCAUCUGGGCUGCAUGCGACGCGGUGGUGGAGUUGUGUGAAAAGGGCAAAAAGGGGUUGUUGAACGUGAAAAUCAAAGAGUCGUCGUCGAUGUUGGUGGACGCCGUGCAAGAGUUGGAGGAAUGGAUCGAAAACCCUGACGACUUUGACGACGAGGAUCCAUUUGGGCUCGACCUUUCGGAUGACGAGGCGUUGGUGGAGUCCGAUGGUAGCGUGUCGGAGGAAGAUUUGAGCGAGCUUUUGGCGUUCGCCAAGACCUGGGUUCAGAAGCUGAAACUCAUCAAGCUUCUUUUCUCGUCCGUGCACAAGUCCAUUCCGAUAGAGAGCAAGAUUACCGGUGAGCACAUUAACACAAUUUACAAGUACGUCACAGAAAUCACCGGUAACAUCGAUGAGUUGGUGGUUACUGCCAUGAUGAACCGCGACGUCGAUGAGUGCAAGAAAACCAGUGUCGAGAUUACUAAUGAUGCCAAGAGCUUGGUCAUGUUUGUGCGCAGCUUGAAUUCCGGCAACUAUCAGAAAACAAAGUGGGUCGACACCUGGUUGUUGAAGUUUAACGAAUAAGGAGUUCGUUGAUAGCGCCCGAAAUGAAUUUAUAUUUGUGUAUGGGUGCAUCACCGAUAAGGUCGCUCAUUUGGCUGGCAAAUUUAGGUGA